CAGGAAGCAGUCCAAAGCCAAACUAGGCAAUUUCUAUGCUUAACGCGUUAUUUCCUACAUUGUUAGUUGAAAACCCGAUACAACUUUUGGGAGAAGAGCCUUUAAGUCUUUUAAACUAUCGCCAUCGUCUAUUAUAUGGAGGAAAGUAAAAAAAAGCGAAACAUGCUUUGAAUACAAAAGAAACAAACUUGGUCGCCUACCAACCCACAAAACUGAAAGUAAAAGUCCUCAGUCGGAGCCGCGUUGAAGAACAAAACGAAAAAUAGUGCGCUCCCGAGCAACAACCAACUUACUUACUAUUGUGCGCGGAAAAGUCCAAGAAAUAAGACAAACCAGUGUGUAGGGCAUUUCAAUGAAUCCGACAAGAAGUUGUUCACCUUGACUCUUGAGAAGCUGCUAGCUCUGCUGACUUCAUAGUUGUUAUACUGUUAUGUCUUUAUAGUGCAACCCAACACAACAAAAUUACCAAUGUGUAAAAGUUCAAUUCGGUAAUGAUAGGUACCACUGCCGGUUGCUGCUUUUGUUCUGAAUUUUGGAACAUAUUUUUCUCGAAAUUAUCUAAGAAUGCAAAAUGGCCUCAAUGAACGAAAGACGAAUAAGAGACGUGCGUGACCUAUGGAGCGUCAGCAGAGAGUCCGACAAAGAAAACCCUAGAGUAGUUCUGGAAACCAACGUCGAUAAUCGCACAAAGCAUAAAUAUAAAACGCUGGAAAGGCACCUGAGCAUGAAAAAAACGAUUAGGAAGAAAAUGAUGAGGGACUUGAGAGAAAUUGGCGACGCAACCACUCAAGAGAACCAAAGUCAGCAUACAGCGUUUUUGGAACAGAUCAAAAAUGAUCAACCUCCUCCGGAGAAUAUUGAGAAGCCUAGUUUGUGGAAGAGGCUUACCAAAGGGUGGGGUCAUUAGGGAUUUGUUAUGUUCUUCUAGUAAUUACAAACAAACCAAAGCUAGUUUUGAUCGAUCAAUUAUUGCUUUGAUGGGCUUGCAAUUGCUGCAGAAUUAUUUUGAAUGAAGGCUAGAGCUAGAAAAUGAGAAUGAUCAGGCUGUUCUAAUAAAUUUUAUUCCAGCGGCUUAAUGUAAAUUAUUCUUCUAUUCGUUUUUAUUAGAUGAUAAUUUUCACAAUUUAAUUUAUAUUAUAAUUGGUUAUUGUCGUGAUAUUUUGUAGCUUUUUCAAGCUUAUAGAGGUAGCUUUAAGUUUUAUGAUGCCUGUUCCUAAUACUGAUUUUGUAUGUUAUCUUAUGUAGCUUUUUUUAGUUUUUAGUCAAAUAUUAUUGUGUUCUUGGAAUAAUAUAAUUAAUUUUAAUUGGUAAAACUUAUGUGUGCCUUUCUCCAAAUUUUCCAUGAAUAGUUAUUUAAUAUUCUGUAGGCUAAAUAUCAAGUAUAAUUGUUGAAAUUGCAUAUUUCCAUAUUUGGCAAAAUCAAAAAAUACAUUUGUUGUAGGUCAACAACUAUAUGAAAAUAGUCACCUCCUACACUAAAAACCUUUUACACUCUUUUAAGAGGGUGUAAGAAAUGUUUUAAAAUUACAUGUUACAAUGUUACGGAUUUUUAUAAAUAAUUAUAGUUUAUGAGAACACCUUGAAUUUAUACAAUAAAUUUUUGCAAGAUUUUCAACAAAAAUAAAAUUUUAGUAAUAAUAAUUUCUUUAACUCAGCGUGUGUUUGUGAUUUACAUUUUUUUGUAUACAGUUGAAUGUAAAAAAACCUGUCCACGCUGAUUAUUCCUAUUGGUUACGGUUGGACGCUAUUUCAGAUAAAAACCAUUAUCUACUACUUAAUUGCUGAUAUUUUCUAAUCGGUGUAAUUGUCGAGUUACA
This is a messenger RNA of Ceutorhynchus assimilis (cabbage seed weevil), 1817 nucleotides long. NCBI's taxonomy places the organism in Eukaryota, Metazoa, Arthropoda, Insecta, Coleoptera, Curculionidae. The record is from the annotation of a GenBank genome assembly.